CACACACCCACAAACACACUCCCCGGCCGUAGCGGAGUCCUCGGCCGCCGGACACACACUCUCACUGGUUCGGGGAGGAUGUAAAAGUUAGACCCGCACUGGAAGUCGAGCAGAAAGUCGUGUCCAGUGGCGCGGUAAAGAUGGCGCGGCUUUGGCUGAACUUGUGUCUUGUUCUCGUGCUCCUAAUGAUAACGAUGCCGGAGCAGCCCACAGCUGCACGCGCGGCAGCGCUCGGUGGCGAAGAAGAAGAGGAAGAAACGCUGGAGGCGGAGAGAUCCUGUCACGGAGCCUUCGACUUGUACUUUGUUCUUGACAAGUCGGGGAGUGUGAAGUACCACUGGCAUGAGAUCUACACAUUUGUGGAGCACCUGGCCAACAAGUUCAUCAGCCCCAUGUUGCGCAUGUCCUUUAUCGUCUUCUCCACUCAAGGAAACACUAUCAUGAGCCUCACGGAUAACCGUGAUGACAUCACCAAAGGUCUCGAUGCCCUGAGGAGAGUUGUGCCCGGAGGAGACACCUUCAUGAACCUGGGACUCAGGAAGGCCAAUGAACAGAUCUACCAUGGCAACUAUGGGACUGCCAGUGUACUCAUUGCUCUGACUGAUGGAGAACUAAACCAGCACCAGUUCAUCACGGCACAACAAGAGGCUGACAGAGCAAGGUCGUUGGGAGCCAUUGUCUACUGUGUAGGAGUGAAAGACUUCAACCAAACACAGCUGGCCUUCAUCGCAGACACUAAAGAGCAUGUGUUCCCAGUGCUGGGAGGGUUCCAGGCCCUCCAAGGAAUGAUUGAUUCGAUCAUCGACAAAUCCUGUAUUGAGAUCUUGGCAGCUGAACCCUCCAGUGUGUGUGCAGGAGAGUCCUUCCAGGUGGUCGUCAGGGGUAACGGCUUCCUGAAGGCGCGUCAGCUGGACCAAGUCCUGUGCAGUUUCAAGCUCAAUGAUUCCGUCACGCUCGAUGAGAAGCCGGUUAGUGUUGAAGACAAUCUCCUGCUCUGCCCUGCUCCAGUCAUCGAUGAGGUUGGCCAGGUGAUAUAUCUACAGGUCAGCAUGAAUGAGGGCAUCUCCUACAUCACCAGUUCUGUGCAUAUCACCACAACAGAAUGUUUUGACGGCACCAUCCUCCUGAUAUCACUGCUGGUGUUGUCUCUACUGCUGGCCCUGCUGUUCAUGUGGUGGUUCUGGCCUCUCUGCUGCACCCUGGUCAUCAAAGAACCACCUCCACCACCUCCACCUGAGCCUGAGUCUGAUGAUGAGGAUGGUAUGCCAAAGAAAAAGUGGCCCACAGUGGAUGCAUCUUACUAUGGAGGGAGGGGAGUAGGAGGCAUCAAACGUAUGGAGGUGCGUUGGGGAGACAAGGGCUCUACAGAGGAAGGGGCUAAGUUAGAGAAGCCAGCUAACGCCGUCGUGAAGCUUCCGGAACAUGAGUUUGAACCUUACGAACCUCGGGCUCCACGCAAACACAGAUCACGACCCAUACGUCAGAACCACUGGUACUCCCCCAUACAGGGGAAGUUAGAUGCCUUGUGGGCUCUGUUCCGUCGUGGAUAUGACCAGGUGUCACUUAUGAGACCCCAACCAGGAGAUCAGGGGCGCUGUAUAAACUUCACACGUGUGAAACAGGAAGCAGCUCAGUCCUCUAUUUCUCGAAGCUCCGCCCCGCCAACUGAGGCGCCUCCUCCUGAACAGCUCCCCCUUGUGGCUCCGCCUCCACCUCCACACCAACGAGUGACGACCCCCCCACCUCAGUGCCAACCGCCACGAGUGACGACCCCCCCACCUCAGUGCCAACCGCCACGAGUGACGACCCCCCCUCCUCAGUGCCAGCCCCCACGAGUGACGACGUCGACCCCCCCACGACACACACCUCCGUCCCUCCCAAACCGCCGCCCCCCAGCCGGACCGCCCCCCUCACGACCUCCCCCUGGACCACCGCCCUCUCGCCCCCCUCCCUGCCUCGAGAUGCUGUAGUCAUGGCAACCAGCCCUUCAGCAUCCCUCCUGGUGCGGGGCAGAGCACCAGUGUGUGUAUGUAUGUGUGUGUGUGUGUAUGUAUGUGUACUGUAUGUGUAUGUGAGAAAAGUUGUGCAUGUAAAAAAUGAAUAUAUUAGCUUGCUGGCGAUGCACGUUCCCUACAUGCUUGUAUGUAAUGACUGAAUGCUGAUUAGGUGGUGGUCUUAGUGGCAGUAACUUAGCAACUCAGUUGGCUGAUAAUGGGAAAUUGCAUUGCAGCUAACAAAGUUGCUAACUUAGUUAGCAACUAUGGUUUUGGGAAACGCGUCCCAGCAGGGCUGAUUUGGUGGUCUUAGGGGCAGUAGCUACUAGCUACUAGUCAGUAGGGCUGAUUAGGUGGUGGUCUAUAGGGGCAGUAGCUACUAGUCAGUAGGGUCUAAGGGGCGGUAGCUACUAGUCAGUAGGGUCUAAGGGGCGGUAGCUACUAGUCAGUAGGGUCUUAGGGGCGGUAGCUACUAGCUACUAGGGCUGAUUAGGUGGUGGUCUUAGGGGCGUUAGCUACUAGCUACUAGGGCUGAUUAGGUGGUGGUCUUAGCGGUAGCUACUAGUCAGUAGGGGCAGGAGAAGAACGAGACAAAGCAAGUGAAGUGAUGAAGAAAGAGAGAUAGAAAGAAAAGGGGAGCAUGAAAUAGGCCUACAGACAGACAGACAGACAGAAGGAAAGAAAGAAAGAAAGAAGGAAGUAAGAAAGAAAUAGCAAGAAAGAAAGACAGAAAAUAAUAGGCUAGUGUAAACUGCAGGUCAGUUCUUGUAAUUUAUUGUUGUUUUGAAAACAGUGUCUGCCUAUGGACCUUUCUCUCUCUCUCUCUCACACACACACACACACACACACACACUCAUUAGGGGCUCCUCUUUAUACACUGAUACAUGGGAGUGUUGUUGACUGUGUGUAUGUGUGUUUUCUUUCAAGCCUGUAUCUACUACCUGCUGUUUUAGUGACAUCAGGCCUUCAGCUGAAGCUGUGUGUGUGUGUGUGUUUGUGUGUGUGAGAGAGAGAGAGAGAUGCACAACAGGUGUGUUCUGUUACUGUGCCACACUGAAGCCCUGUCUGUCUAAGUGUGUGUGUGUGUGUGUGUGUGUGUGUGUGUGUGUGUGUGUGUGUAUGUGGUUCCAUUACUGUUCUUUUGUAUACUUUGGUGUUGAAUAGAAUUUCCCGACGGUGUUUUUAUUGCUUUUGCUAAUAAAACUAACAAAUGCUAGUGUCUUCA
This is a messenger RNA of Sardina pilchardus (European sardine), 3219 nucleotides long. RefSeq names its product anthrax toxin receptor 1-like. The coding region runs from base 141 to 1970 and encodes 609 amino acids. Gene Ontology annotation, molecular function: transmembrane signaling receptor activity. NCBI's taxonomy places the organism in Eukaryota, Metazoa, Chordata, Actinopteri, Clupeiformes, Clupeidae. Gene Ontology annotation, cellular component: cell surface; plasma membrane. The transcript has 18 exons. The record is from RefSeq and is a predicted model, not a curated record.